Messenger RNA from Olea europaea var. sylvestris, 426 nucleotides. RefSeq lists its product as uncharacterized. The transcript is spliced from 2 exons. NCBI's taxonomy places the organism in Eukaryota, Viridiplantae, Streptophyta, Magnoliopsida, Lamiales, Oleaceae. The record is from RefSeq and is a predicted model, not a curated record. The coding region runs from base 1 to 426 and encodes 141 amino acids.
AUGUACGAAUCUCCUCUACCUCAAACUUUUUAUAGGUGUAUUUGGGGUCUGGCUGAAAAACAUUUGCAAAUUCGUCAAGAUGCUGAGAGAAGGUAUAUGGCUAUGCUGGAGCAAGCCUGCAAGAUGCUGGUCGAUCAAAUUAUUGGAUCUGCAGUUGUAAAUGACGAUGGAGAGGGUUAUCAAGAGAAAGGAACAGAGUCAACCCCUAGCGCUUCCCGUAAUCCAAUUAGAUCGUGCAAAUCGUCAUCUAUCAACGAAUUGGGAAUCCAGUGCCCUGAACAUGUGUCUCCUGAAGUUCGUACUCAACAUGCUGUUCAUUCAACUGAAAGCUGCCUUACCUCCUAUGAGAUUCCUGUAGGAUCUUCACCAGAAAGAAAGAGGCAAAUGCUGAACAUGGAUUUGACAACUGUCUUUCAUAUCGGGUGA